GCGGCUCAAAAACUCGCGCCCUCUCGAGCGCGGCGCCUCACAAGCGACGCCCCAAAGCACGCACAGACUACGCCAGUAGCCCAGCGCUGUGCCCACAGCGCGAGCUCACUGCGCCGCGAAGAAAGCGAAGAAACGCCACUGCAGCCGAAACCGCCGCACCCACACGAAACAACCAUGUCCGCCAGCGACAGCGAGGAGGACACGCGUUCACCUGCACAACGCAUCAAGGACGGCCAGGAAGAGUUCGCCGAAGAAACCAAAGCUGGAGACGCCCUCCUCAAAAAAGCGACGAAGGGCGAAGCUCGACCGCUGUCCGACUUUUUCUUCUGCAUUAUCAGCGCUAGAAGACCGGGCAACGUCGUCAAGAUGGAGAGCACCCUCAAAGGCUGCUCCCCGACGUGGAUCGUGGCUGCGGGCGACAAGAAGGCCUAUGAAGAAGGUGGUGCUACGAAGGUCAUCGAGGGCGGCGGCCUCUGCGCCUCUCGCAAUAAAGGCUUGGAGCUCGCCAAGAAGCUGAACAAGCCCUGCGUGCAGUUAUCUGAUGAUCUCAAGACCAUUAGCUUCGUCUCCAGUAAAGAAGAUAAAAAUUGGACCAAGCCAAGCUCGCUAUCAGCAGCCAAUGUCAGGGCCAAGAGCGCCCAGAUCGAGCCCGUGAGUCCCGGCGCGGCGGCGCAGUACAUCGACUACCAGUCCAAACAAACUUCCAGUAAGUUGGGAGGCACGUACCCGUGCGGCAACGCGGGGCAAGGCUGCGCGAUGGCGCCCGUCGCGGCCGAACAUUUUGUGGUGGGCGACUUCUUCGUGUCGCAGCCGUCGGCGACCUGUAGAUUCGACGAAGAAUUGACGCUGAAGGAGGAUUAUGACUUCACGUGCCAGCACAUUCAUCUGUAUGGGCGCGUCGCGCGGUGCAACCGUCUUACAUUAUUAGCGGAGCACUAUGUCAACGAAGGCGGGGCCGUGUCGAUUAGGAACGCCACGGAGGAGAAGAAGAACAUCAAGCGCCUGCGGUCGAAGUGGCCCGGAGUGUUUCUUGGAAGUCCCCGCGGCGACUCGGAGGUGCGCCUCAUCUGGGACAAGCGCGACGUCGUGCUGGGCGGGAACCGCGUCUUCGAGACCUACGACGUCCGGGGCAAGCUCACGGUCUACGACAAGGACGAGCAGAAAGAUAUAAGGAGGAAGCGCCUCGCGAAGGGCGAGAAGCGUUUGGCGGAGGCCCAUGCCUCUUGUCUGGAGGAGGCGCUCCUGCCGCCCGCCGCCAAGAAGGCGAAGAAGUAGGUUACCGGGUGGACUAACACAAGUUAUCGUGA
This is a messenger RNA of Pelagomonas calceolata, 1307 nucleotides long. Lineage: Eukaryota; Pelagophyceae; Pelagomonadales; Pelagomonadaceae. The record is from the annotation of a GenBank genome assembly.